Molecule: messenger RNA, 35412 nt
Organism: Xyrichtys novacula (pearly razorfish)
Lineage: Eukaryota; Metazoa; Chordata; Actinopteri; Labriformes; Labridae
Source: the annotation of a GenBank genome assembly
GUCUGUUUCCUUUCCUGUUUUACAGCGUGUACAACUAAGCUGAAAGAGAAAAGAGGGGAGGGCCCAGAGCGUGUAUCCAGCAAUGCUUUAUACCAAUCACGAGGGUUUCCCCACCCUCUCUGUCUCCCUCCCUUCCUCCCUCUUUUUUUUAACGCUCCCUCCCACUGUCUUCUGACAAACCAACCAAAGAAAAAAAGUGCAGGGAAAAAAAGUGAUAAGCAGCUUCUGGGUUUUGCUUUCAAGCGCACUCCUGCUGAAUCGGUGUGAGGGAGUGUGGAUGUGUGUGUGCGUGUUUGUGUGAGGCGCUCGCUCUGUCUCCUGCCACAGUAGCCACACAGUGACGGCCCCGAACAAAAGGCUAAAAGCGGCAGAGCCGCAGGAGGAGAAACUCAGGGAUACAGUGGAAACAGCAGUGGCCCGUCGUAACGGCAGCUUCUCAGGGGAGGAACUCAACCUGCUGAUUUUACCCUACUGGUCCUGAAGAGGAGACUCAAGCUGCCUCUUUUUCUGGCCUUUCAUUUUGUCUUUCAUUCAGCCUCUGUCACCCCUUCCUGAGAUUCUUGCAGCUGCCUGUCUACACCUGGGCAUCUCCCCUUCCAUCCACCUGUCCUGUCAGGAUGUCUGAUGAUGACUGUCGCUCGCCCAUAGGCCUGGACUGCUGCAGCUGCUGCCUGGACCUGGCCAACGGCUGCGAUGACUCCAUGUCCAGCGCCAGCAGUCCGGCUGAAGGCCUUCCAGGAAGCCCGUGCAGCCCCAGUGUCAGCCACUUCCGCCAGCUCCGAAACCAGCUAAUGUACCAGAACCUGAACACAGACAAGCUGAACAACAUCAUGAGGCAGGAUUCGCUGGAGUCUGUGGUGAGGGACCCCUGCUUCCUGCUGAACGAGGGGAUCUGCAACAGCAACAUUGACCAGACCAUGCUGUCCAUACUGCUCUUCUUUCACAGGUAUGUGUACAGUUUUGAUAAAUGAAUGGUUUCCUCUUUCUUACAUGAACAAGAUAGAUAAUUAAGAUUCUUGUAUCAGCUCUUCCUCUUUAAAAGGAUGACAUGAAGAGUUCACAGUCAGGGAUUAGGCAGACAGAGGCUCAGAUUGGGAUGUUUAUUUUGAGUUGUCAUGAAUUGGUUUGAUAAAGGUAAGUUCUUUUACUUUAUUUAAAAAUGUAUCUCUGACCGACAGGUUAAAUGUUCGUCUUUUACCCAUCAAACAAAGCAUGGUGUGUUUUUCUCUGUUAAUCUGAACAUCUAAAGAAAUGAAAAUAGAGAUUUACUACGCCCAAAAAUGUCUAAAUAUUUGUUCAGCGCACAGUGCCAAUUUGCAUCCACACCAUCCAGGUCUCUCAUGACGCGUAUUUAAUGGGUUAUGUAACAUUACACUGAUAACAGAUAGACUUCAACUCCUGGAAAGACCUUCUACCCAUCGUAUUAGAGACGACUCAACCUCAAUUAAACAAACAGGACCAAAAAAGCCAGAAAACAGAGGAGCUCGACCCUGAGAAAAACACCCCUUUCCAAAACUUGAGGUUUUUCUAAUGCAACAGUUUGCUGUCACAUUGAUCCAAUUAAGCUGCUCUUUUUAUUGUUCGGGGUCAAUUAGAUCUGGCCUGACACCCUCUCCGCUACUGCCUGCUGCCAAAAAGUGUUAAUGAAAGUGAGCUUGGCAGCUCACCUCGCUAUGUUUGACAGAAGGAGAAAGUCCAGCUUCAAAGCUGCUGCCAGUUUGUUUGGCAGCUCCUGUCAGAAAACUUCAGCCUCAAAUUAACACGACCCAUCGUUUCCAGUCAGCUAAUGUUUUUAACGUCACGGAACCCAAGAGCCUAAGCCAGCAGUUUCUGUACAGUUUUAUGUGGAAGAGGAGACAUUACGCAUGUCUGCACGGUUAGCUGAGGUUUAAAAUGUAUGGAUGUAAUGGGAAAUAGGCUAACCUUAAACAACAUGAACCCGUUAUCAUCGUAAGAGCCACCUUUGGAAGUCAUAUACUCAGCAGAUGUCGUCAUUCAAAGCUUUACCUUUCAGGACCAUGACGUAUGUGUCACACAUAAUUAUGUAAACUUACAUCGUUUAACUGAUAAUGUGUCGGUAACAGACAGGCUUUUCCACUCACUUACAUUAUUGUACAGCAGAUAUCUCCAUAUCAAGGCUGAACUUUGCACCUACCCUCACCACUUCUUGUAAAAAGGCUUUUUCUCUUCAGGUCACUGUGCUCUCAGAGCAACAGACGGACUUUUAUGAUGCUAAUGCUCUUCUAAGAUCUCUUAUGAAAGAAGUCAACAGCUUUUCCAUGAACUGUUUACGGUGUACUUGUCACACUUGAUUACAUUUUCUAAAAUAAGUAUUCAAAGAAGUGAAUCAUAUUAACAUUUGCUCAUUCAUAUUUGUUGCUAAAGACGGCACAACGUUUUAACUUAAAUAACCUCAAGGGGUUGGAACCCAUCCAAGAAGAAACUCUAUUUGUGAUUCCUUUAUAUAACACAGAUCAUUUACACUGUUUAAAUCAAAUCAUACAGGGAUGUAGAAACUGAGAAGCCUGAGCAGCACUUAUUAUGAGGAAUAUCAGAAAAACAGUUUCCCGAUCAUACUUUAACUGUCUUUUUACCUUUACUUCUGCUGUAGGAAUGCACAUUUUAACCAAAGUAAAAUGUCUGGUUGGGUGGUGGGGAUGUCUGACUGUCUCACAAUGUGCUGUCUUUGAACAACCUUGUCUAUUUGAUGUGUCUAUAUGUACAGUCUGAAAAAUGAAUUUCCCUGAGUGGGACAAUGAAGUAUAAUCUAAAUCUAAAUCUAACUCUCCACAAUGUUCAUCUCUAUAACAUAACCCUUAUUUAGCAACAUUUCCGAAUGAAUGUAAGCUAAAACCAUUUUUUCCACAUUACUCAAAUAAAAUACCAGUAAUAACGUGUAUCCAGCCUGGAAUUGGAGCAGUAUUUGUAAUCUUUGAUCAAAUCACUUAUCUACAGAUGUUAUUCCAUCUGCAAUGUUCUGCCAAGAAGCACAAUCACUGCUUUAUCAAAUACCUCUGGAGGCCAAUGCAGCAUAACCUAAAAGGUUAAACAUUAACUUAUCGUUAAUUUGUGGUACACACCGACUGUUAAAGACCGUUCCUAUCUUCUCUGGUGACCGCUUAUAUAAUCCAGGUACAUUCAGUACUAUUAAGCAUUAAUAAACCAUUGUCACGCUGAUCACAGUCAUGAUCUCCAGCCAAUAGGGGCGGCUUUUUGCUGUAAACACUCAUCACAGCCAAACUCUAAGUACUGGUUUCAAAUGAAUUGUUUGAAUGGUCACAGAAUAAAGCAGAGUUCACUUCAGUGAAAACAAUGAAUAAACAGUCUAGCAAGGGAACUUCCUCACACUUUACUAUUGUAUCGGCUCAGUUGCAUAACAUCUAUUUAAAAGCUCAUUAAUCUAACACCUAUUUAAAGUGAUAUUGUUCUUACUGUGGAGCUAGAGCUGCAGCACUCAGUGAGGAAAUGGUCUGUUCUGGAUUUAUUUAUGACAGGGAUAGGAUGCGUCAGUAAAAUACUGCUGAAAAAAUGAUGAUAAAUGCCACCUGAAAUGAUCACCCACUGAGCAUUUUUUGGUCUAAUAGACGUCUAAAUGUAGCCUUGUUGACUGGUCUAAAAUCAGGCUAACACAGGUCUAAAAAUAAAAGUUUUUUAUACAUCUAAAUUUAGACCAAGUUUAGACCAAGUCUAAAUCUAGUUAUUUUGGUUAAGUACUUGGAGAUGAGUUAUGCAACUCACUGUUGCUUUUUGCAAUAAAUAGUUAGGGAAUAUUUUGGUUAAGUACUUGGAGAUCAGUUAUGCAACUCACAGUUGCUUUUUGCAAUAAAUAGUUACAGAAUAAUGGGUUAAAGUGCAAUAGAUAUAAAUAAAUAGAUGUACGUUUAACGAUGCAUACACUGACUUUUACCGUUCUUUACUGUUUGUACAAAAGGAAAGUUUCAACUUUUGUUUGUUGUCUCAGCAUCACAUCUGUGCCAGCCGCCUUCGUGCGAACACUGAAGCAUGUGCAGAACAUUGAGGCCAGUUUCUGUUUAAUCCAGUUGAAUUCGCAGAUGAGAAAAUCGAUCAUUAACUGAGUGACACAGCAUUACCCCCUUAGCUUCACAAAAUGUCAGAACUAAUGGAGAUAUUUUCUGGUGAAAAAGAAUCUACAGAGCAAAUUUUUUAAAUAUCAUGCUUUUCAUCCAGGGAGGUGGAAAUCAGGUUAGAGAUGUUGAUGAUGUUAACAUAUCUUGGACCCUGGUAUCGCCCAGAGUAUCUGAGCAUCGGUCUCUGCAGGCUCAACUGUUCAGUCAGACAAACACCCUCUUAAGCCAGAACACUUUGUUUCCUCGAGAGAGAAUCACAGACAUGGAUCAUGUGGCUCAGGCCUUCCCGCUGGAUUAAAACAUUAAUUUCCAAAGUGUUCCCUUUUACGCCUUUCCAUGCAGAAACACAAAUGCGCUCUUUCAUUCACACAUGUACCCACAGCCUAAUCCUGUCAGUUAGAACAAGAAAGCCGCUGAGCUGAGCUGAGCUGAGGUCUGCUCAAGUUCAUACAUUUUUUUUUCAAGUGCUGAUUUCGGGAAGGCACAACUUUGGAUGAAAGCUUGGCUGAGGUUUUUCUACUGUGACCUCACCCUGGGUGGUCAAUCUGCUGAGCCGCCAUCACUCUCAUUCGACACUUGUUAACAGACUAAAAUUUUAAGCAUGGCUCGAGGAAGCCUGCCAGGACAUCUUUUUGGACUCGAGCAUCAGCGUGCGGCAGUGGCCAGCAAACUUGUUAUGUAAAUGAUUCAAGGGUCAAAGAAAUGUGCUGAGGGGAGGAUUUGAGCUUAUAAGUCUUGUUUGACGUUUGAGGCCAAGCCAGGAAGUCCUCAGGGGUCCAGAAUCUGUGAUUUCCCAAAGAUAAGACCAGAGAAAACGUGUUGAUGUACUUUGAUGCUUAGAUAGCCAAAGUUUGCUUGAAAGGAAAAGGCUUUCUUGUUCACCUAAACCCCAGGCGCUGGGUCAGUACUCAGCAGCCACUAAACACCUUCACAUGUGGAGGUGAAGAGGGGUGAAGAGCCUGCGGUGAUGACACAAACGUUUAUCACAGGACUUCAGGGCUGUGAGCAGUCUGUCAGUCAGUAAGCGCUCAGACUACAAAGAGAAACGGAGUCUGCAGCAGCGCGGAAAAGAUGCCACAAAGUGCCAAAGGCCUCAUAAAAGGAGCUCUUUCUGCAGAAGUGUUAAAUGUGCACCUUCAGACUGUACAGAGUGAGAAAGACAGGAUAACAAAGAGCUGUUUGUCAUACCUCAGAAGAAAGGAAAUGUUGUUUUUACUAAUGGGGAGGACUAAAGAAAACAUGGAAUUCCUGUUGAGAGGUAAAAAGACCAGACUAGGUGUACACUGGCCAUGAAAGGAUGACAUAACUUUCUUUUUGUUGUUCAGGCAUGACAAAUGAAACAAAGAAUUUUCCAGUCUGGCUGAGAAUGACAGACAAAAAUGUCAGUCAGUCUGAAGGUAAAUGAGCUUCCAAGUUUGAGCUUUGGAUAAUAGAUUUAACGCAGGAGGAUUACAAAAUCAGACUCAGGAGAAGAGCUACUUUCUGCUUGGUUUUCUGCUCACUGCACAACUGCUAAUCCCUGUGCACUUUGUUGCCGUGGUGACCCAGGCUUCAUUACAGUGGUAACAGUCCCCCCCUGUUUGGCCUGAUAUGAUCUCCAGCCUUUGGCGUUGGUCCACUUGACCACGGAAUAUGACCUAGCCCUCCCACAAUGCACUGCAGACAGGAUCCAGCUGUGGCAAAGACCCUCCUGUGCUCUGGACCUCCAGUCAAUGAUCAAAAUAUCAAUCCCAAACUAGUUCUGCUGCAAGAGAUGGAUUUUAUGAUCCCCCUUUGAAGGGUACAGACACAGAGCUUCAUGCUUUAGGAAUGAAGAGAAUAACAUGAUGAACAAUUUCUCUGCUGCAAGUAAAACUUUGUGAAGUGGUUUAUCAAUAACUAUUUGAAACUUUAAUCUACAAAAAACCACAUCGACAAAUCAUGAUCAUUACACAAUGUACUGAACACAGUUUAAUCUAAACAUGCAUAAAUAAGUGACGGACACACAAUACAACACUGUCGAACAAUAUUUACAUAAGAUUUUAAUCACACCGGCACAUUUAUCUCCAGUCAAAGUGGGUCUGACUGGAGAUAAAUGUGGGUUCGCUGAGUUCAGGGAAAGUCUGCGAAAGCAAAAGCACAUCAUUUGCAUAGAAGAUUUGUCAGCGAAGUGAUAGUCCCAUUUAGAGAGGUCUCACAGGGAUCAUCCCUCACCUGUUUGUUAAUGGAGAAACACCUAACAGACUGCAUAAUCUGCUACUUAAAGACAGACAGUGUGUAUUAGGGAGAGAGGAAAAUGUAAAGGGCUUCAACAAAUUAAAUAAUAGCCUCUCGGUAUCUUGGUUAUGUAGGAGCACUUCAAUAUGUCAGACAAUAUGUGAAAGAUGUGAGAGCGAUGAAGAAUAAGACACUAGGGCCACUGUGUUCGCCACAUUUGCAAGUUACAUAACGAAGAAACAAACAAAAAAAUCAUUAAUCAUUCAGAAAAAUACACAAUCUUUGCGGUUUCAUCUAAGCUUAUACAGUGUUGAGAAUUCUGUCACAUCCUUUCCACAGGUGCAGAUUUCAUCCUCUUUUUUGUCAUAAAUGUAAAAUCACAUUCACUGACGAUGAAUCAUCCCCCUCCCUUUUUUUUCCAAUCAACCCUUUCUUUUAAAUGUUGUACCGCAGUGGAAAAGCUACGUGUUCAAUGCAAGUUCAAGAGAGUUACAUAAGUUCCUGGGUUGCAGGUGGCAGGCCAGACGGAUGUAGACAAAAAAAAGAGGUGUGUAUGUGUUUGGGGGCGGGGGGGGAUUAGAGGAUAGAGAGCAAAGGGGAAGGAUGUUGGGGUGGGAAGAACAGAUUCAUGGCCAGGCAAGCCUUACAAGCAAAUCCCGAACAAACAAAGGCGGCCAAGGCGAGGUCUCAGUCAUGUCGAAAGGGAGAGAGAGGAGAGCGAUGAGAGGGCGAGCUAGGGGAAAGAGUCAGAGGUAGACAAACAACCAGACAGGGGGGCCAGUGCAAAGACAAAACAUAGACAGGACCUACUAAAAAUAGUGUGCUGUUGACACUGAGCGGAUAGAUCGAGGUAGACUGCAGACGUCUGUUAAAAAAAGUCACAACCUGUUUCUAUGGCGGGGGGAAGUCACUCUUUAGGGGCUGGAGGAAGUUAAAAGUCACGUCAAGUGUUUGUUUUAUGGUUGUUUUUUAUGAGUUUCCUCAAUAACACAGGCUUUGACCGCCUCUGUGUUUUAAAACAGGGCAGUCAGGAAGCAACAGAUUAGAGCACCGUAUCAGAAAACUUGAUUUGGUGUAUAGUUGGUGAGUUUGCACCUUGAAUUAGCCCUGAGCUUGAUUUUUAUCACUGCUGGGCCCACAAUGACGUCUUUUUCAUAGACCUCUUGAGUUACUGCCUUGUUGUGUUGUGAUUGUGUGAAUAGGCGGCCGUUGGUGUGGUGCCAGGAGAGGCCUGGAGCCCCCCGCUGAAUGGUAUAUGUGUCUAUUUGUGUACAUGCCUUUACUCCUCUAUAUGACUGAACUGGACACUGUCUGCUGUAUAUAGUAGGGAAAGAUUUGUGAUUUUAAGACAGCUCAGUUCAGUAUCUUUCACCCUGAACUCUGGCAUACAGAUAUUAGUUGUUGUUGCAACCGCCUGUGUACAGGUUGUCUUUACCAAUACUGCUGUAGUUCCAUGUUCGGUUGGCCCUAGCAACAUGAUAAACAAAACACGGGGAAACAAAACAUCAGAUUGUCAUUGCGGUAUCUCUCUUUUCUGUCACUUUCUGAGUGCGGUGUGUCUGUUGGUUUUGUAUUUUCUUCCCUCUUUUAGAAGUUAUAUAACAGUUUCGCUUUAAUCUAACGGACCAAUCAGAUUCAUAAAAGGAAGUGAGAUUAAAAUUAAAUUAUUAUGUAAUUGAAGGUACUUUACUGCAUUUUUUUGGGAACUCAAAGUUUGAGACAUACUCAUUUACGGUAAUUUUGCUUUAAAUUAUUGUAAGCACGCCCAGACAGACAUAUACCCUAAUGCCUUCUUUUUAUGGUUAUGUCAUGUAGCAUCUUUAUUCACCAACACUGAACUUCUCGGUGACAGCUGCAAGGUCAGGACUGAUGAUUCAUCUGUCUGUCUGUCUGGGAGACGCGGGACACUCCCUGGCAACUCACACGCACACUAACACACUCACACACAGAUGCAAACAGACUUGCAGCGCUGUGUUCAGUAGUCAGAGGUGACCCACGGCAUUAUAGAGCCGAAGAAUCCAGCUAAUCUCCUCUGUCCUGAGUGACAGAGAGGGGACACAGUAUGUACCAGAGCAGGAUUAUAAAUCUAUAAGUAUCAUAUCAGUUUUGUCCUCUGAGUCCAUUUUAAGACAUCAUAGCGUGCUGGAGAAGUCUUAGAGAAGGGAUUUGACACACCCAAAUUACAAAAAGUGAGGCCAAAAGUAUUUUUGACAAGCACAUUUUUAGUAAGAAUGCAUUAGAUAUACAUACAGGACAGAUGAAGUAAAAAAAUAGAAAGACCCGGAAUACUUCACAAACUGGAAAAAAAGCUUAAAUUAAAAAGAAAUAAUUCUCUACUAACUUCAGCACACGCAUUUAGUUUCUGGAUUACAUAAGGGCUCUUUAGUGAUUGUUAUCACGCUGCGGUCACAAAAUAAUAAAUAUUCAACAAUCAAGUGUCAAGGAAAACAGGCUUUUUUUUCUGCUUGUGGUUGUGAAGCGUAAUCCGUCCAAAAAGAUGUUGUGGUUUCCGAUUAAAACUCUUUGUACCGAAGCCCAGGAGGCCCAGCUCCGUCUCACAAACAGGAUUUGUUUAAAAUGGCAAAAGUCCAUGAAAAAUAGACAUGAAGUGAAAAGAGGCAUGAAGAGUUGCAUCACAUACAGCAUAACAAGGGCAGACACCUUGAAUUUAAAAAGGGGGAAUUCAGAAUCACUUAGACACAGAAAUAUAAUUCAAUAAACAGUUUAAAAAAAGGAAUGCAGCUCCACAAAUCCACCGAAAUCCAGUCACCUUUAUGUUAGUACAACUAUCUGUCCCUCCCUCUUUUGUUCAGGGCUCAUCCCUUUCUAACUCUCUGUGUAUUUUCUCUGUUUGCCCUUUCUCUCUCUUUCUUUCUUCAUCAUAGUCAUUCUAGUUGGCAGCAGCUGCUGAACUUAUAUAAUUCUUAGCAAAGGAGGGGUGAGGUUGACCACUCACUGCCUUAUCAGUUUGGACCAUGACUAUGGCGCCGAUUAAGAUAAUAAGACAGCCUGUCAACACUUGCCACCACACACACACACACAGCCCUGUACUUUAGAGUGAGUAAUAGUAUCACAAACAACAAAUAUCUCAUAAUUACACUCUUUAAAUAGGCAUUAGACUGUAAUACAGCUUGCAUAAUGCUUUGUAUCAGGCUGCAGCUUGCACACAACAAUAGCCAGCACAACAGCUGAUGUCAGGCAAUGGAAAAUACUUGUCUCCUGUAUGGUUCAUGAUGCAGAUGUAGGGAAAUGAAAUGAUGGAGUUUCCAUACCACCCAAGCUAAGCUGUAAAAGCUGCUGACUGGGUGGCAGUCAAAGUUUCAUUUUGCUACUUUCUGCUGUUUUUCAUUAGUGGAGUUCAAACUCUGACUUAAGGGUGAGAAAAUAGUGACCCGCCCUGACAGAACUGCAUGAGUUCAAGUUAGGUUAGAGUAAAGCAAAGUAGAUCAGAGAUAAAGUUUUUAAAUGACCUUAGUUUUUUCCAGAUCCAUGGUGAGAAGGUUUUCAGUCCACUUGACAGUAAGAGUCAACACUCCCAAACUCUCAGUGCAUGAAGUUGGUCUGUCUCCCUUAUUGUCAAAAUGUGAUCAUUAGGGCCUAUACACACUUGCAACAUUUUAUCUUUUUUUUUGCACAGGGCGUGUAUGUUUAAAAACAUUACACAAAACCAGUGUAGGUCAGUGUUUCCAGCGCUCAGCGUCCCACUGCUGUUGCUUUAUGUUUACAGUUUUUACUCACUUUUGUUUUGUGUUGAGGAUCCAUUGAUUUAAGGCAAACUGCAAACAUACAGAACUAUUCAAAACAGCUUCAACAGUCACAUGGACUACUUGUGAACAACCUUUGUGACCUUGCAUCUGAGGGUGUUUACGGAAAGUGCUCUGAAAUUAAGUUCAUAGGUGCAGCCAGCACAAAAAGAAUGCUGUUAAUGGACACAGGCCCUUAAGAUGUUACUUUAGUGACACAUGCAGGACCCCACUUCUAGUUUAGUUAAGGUUAGUUUCUGUUUAGACAUUCAAAAUAAACAGUCAACUAAGAGAUAAUAAAUGUUUACCAGGCUGAUAAAAUAGUGUUUUCAAGAGGACAGGCAUACCUGGACUUCCUUUUCACGUUAAGUCUGAUUCUUACUCCAUCUGUUCCUCUCUGGAUGUCUGUUUCAUAACCCUAAAUGCCGUUUGACUCUGUUUUUUUUUUCUCCCUUCCUCACCACAACAGUCUGCUUCACAAUACCGCCAGACAGUGCUUUUGUAGAGCAGGUCAGCACCAGGUCUAUCAUUAGUCUGUCUCAUUCUCUCUAUUCAUACGCAGGUUGGGUACAUAAUGUACCCAUCAAGUACAUGCACACAUACGCACACUCACACAAAGAGCCGCAUAGGCUCAGGGAGAAGAAAAAUGGGUGAAAUUGCUGGGAAAUGAGCUUGCACAGCAGAGCUCACCUGUGCUCAGGUCAAAGGAUUCACACAAAAAAACACACUUUUUGCACACUUACACAAACACUUUUAUGAUGUCUUUACCCCUGCAGGGAUGAGAGGUAGUAUUAGAUCUAGUUUAGUGAUGCUCUUGCUUCCAAGAGACUCUUGGGAGGAAAACAAUUACCUCUCUGAACUUCUUCAGGUCAUGAGGUGCAAUUUUUCAACAACACGGGUUACAGCAGCAGCAACAGCGAGCACUCAAGUUCUAUUUUUGAAUUUACUGGUCAUCUCAGAUUUGACAAAUAGCUUGUUUUUUUCUCUCUCUCCUGACUGCACUUCUGUGUUCUCUAGUCAAAAAAUUGCAGCCUUUUGGUGUAUGUUGGUAUGAAGGAGCCAAGAGUUUCCCCGAUCAUUACCCCCCUCCCUCAUGCAAUGGGCAAAAGGGUAAUGGGUUUUUGUAUUAAGAAGCGCAGUUGCAGUAGGGAUUAUAUGUCAAACUUAGUUAAGCGUCAUUAUGCUGUUUUUGGCCCAUUAAACGAUUAUGUAAUAUGGGUGUUGGGGGAGAAAAUAUGUAAAUGGAUUCUCACUGGCGUCUCUAACAUCUGCUCCCCAUCGUUACAAACAUACUCUUAAUUUAAUCUGCAGUACCUGUGCCGUGUUUUCAAUGUGUGCCCAAUUAAAGCUUUCUGAAGUGUUUACCUCAUUUUGCAAGACACGUCACCUCAACAACACAAGCCCUCUCUUGCUGGUAACUCUUGUGUUGUGUUGCCAUCUUUAAUUGCAGCAUUUAAAUGGGCUUUGACUCAAUAUUGAAGGGAAAGGAAAAAUAAACUAAUAGGAGACUUCACAGAGCUGUCAGGUGAGGACACAGAGUCGUGUUGAAAUGAACUCAUGCCUUAAUGCGGUGACUUUGUUUUUAAUCAGAUGUACCCAGGUGUGCGGUAAACAUCGCAGAUAAAGUCGAGAGAUGUUUUUUGUUUUGUUUUCUCAGAAGGCAGGGGCAGAGCUCGGUGGAAAAGUGUAAUGUCAUAAAACUGCCACUCUGAAUUACAGUUUACAGUUUACAUGCUCUAAAUAGGGCCAAGUGACUGGCAAACGCUCAUGAACCUUAAUCAAACUCCGACUUUACUGUAAUGAAUGUGGUUUCCUGUUUGUUCCUAGUAAGUCCAACUUUCCAAGCUCUUUUUGGCGCAGAGUCUUGAAGCUUUAGGGUAAAAAGGAAGAGAAAGAGAAGGGAGAAAAAAAGGAAAAGGAACCAAAAGGUGAAAACACACAGACAAAAGCAGCAGAAACCUUGUUUUUCUUCCAUGACGGCAAUGUAGUUUCUUACAGUAAGUCACAGGCCUCCUCAGAGAUUUUGUAUCCUCAUUUGAUCACAUGUUUGGCUCAAAAGUAACCUCUUAAGUACAAAAGAGAAGCUGCAUGACACAGGUCCGGUUUGGUCCCAGUUGCAGACAGUGGUCACUAAAUGAAAAGGUGGAGUUGUUCUUCAAAGCUCCUCUCUCUCUCUCUCUCUCUCUCUCUCUCUCUCUCUCUCUCUGUGGAUUGUCUUUCUGGCAGACAACAGCCUGCCAAAGAGAGAAGAAUGAACGUACGUGCCAAGUUUCUGGGAGUCUGAGAUUUUCUGGCUGCUCCCCAGCUCUGAGAAAGAGAAGCAGAGAGGCAGAUACAGAGCGAAAAUAACAAGAGGCAUCCCGUCCAAUAAGGCCUCGCUUCAGUCUGUCUUUGUGUCACUGUGUCUAAAAGAGGCAGUCGUACCAGGGAGCAGCCAAGUCCACGCCAUCGUACUGUAUUUAUCUGAUAAGCUAUUAUGCUUCUCUCUCCCCCCCCUGCAAUCUAACUGUGCCAUCGUGAGGAGCAAUUAACACCAGUGGCAUUAGACGACCUCUCUCUGCAUUCCUUCCAGUCUGGUGUCACAGAAUAGAGUAAGUCGUCAUUAGGUUGCACGCUGGGGUGUUUACACAGCACAGUUAGGUUAAACAGGGAUCCUCUCAUAAAGAGUGUGCACUGCCAGAGCAAAGUACAAGAGAUUUAUGUAAGGAAAAGUGGACUGUGAUGAACUCUGACACCCUCUUUGCCUCCCCUUCUUCUUCUUUACUUCUGAAAUGUUGCUGGCUCCCUCCUCACACACGUAUUCUAUCCAGCCUGCCAUCCAUGUCCCUGCAUGGCACAAAGCUUUCAGCACUCAAAGACCUAUUUAUCACUCGCCUGAAUACAAGGUGCCGCAUAAGAGGAAGUGAAGCCUGCAGAAAGAAAGAAUUUAUAUAACACUGGAGUUCAGGAACUCUCAAUACUUAUGAGUAAACGGCGUGGAAGUCAGCUGGGGUCAGGCGGUUAUUUCUUGCACAAGUCAAGGAGUUUGAGACCGACAGUUGACUCCUGUUUCACCCCAAGUCACAACUCAGAGCUCUGCAAAGGUCAGUCAAAACAGGUCAGGAGAAAGCACAGAUUAUUCACCGCAGGUAUUUUAGUCUGUUUCCUUUUUUUAAACUUAGAAACUGUGUAUCUUUCAAUAUUUAAUCCACACAUCAACAGAAAUCCACGCUCCAGUCAUCUGUGAGGUGUGUUUUCUCUCCUUCUCUUACACAUUUCCAUCUGCUUCUCAAACUCACCCUGCCCGACCCUGAUGUUUUUUACUGAUGAAUCACCCUCCAGCUUGUCUAGCAUAAUUUAAGCGAUAUUUUGCUAUAGGCUUAUAAGCGAGAGGUCACAGUGUGUGGGAAGGAAAUACAGCACAUACAGGGUGGAUCUGUUAUGAAACUCUGUUUUUGUUUUGGAUGUUGAUGAGUCGGAAGGAGUCUUGGGUCAGAGUGUGACCUUAAACUACUGGAAGGGCUUAUUUUGCAUGAAGCUGAGAUGAAGUUCCAUGUGUGCCUGGAGAAAAUAAGCCGAGCCGCUGGCAGGAAAGAGAAGACUGACAGAGUAGAUAUUUUCAAGUAAAGCUGAUGGAAAAUGAGACUUGGUUUCCACUUCCAGUGUACACUUUAUAGCCUGAUCCUGGUGUCAUGUAACAAGGAGGUCCGGUGUGAUUUUUAAGAAACAGGAUUCAGUCGUCUGUGAAUGAAACUUAACAAACCUGUCGUUUCACACGUACGUGCAGGAGGGUAAAUGGUUGCUCAGGGUUGUCUGAGGAUUGACCGGUCAAAAGUUGAAUGUUCUGACACUUCAACCAUGAAUAAUCUGUGGGUGUAUUGUAAUGGCUCAGUGCUCCCUCUGAUUUCCAAGACAGAGUUCUGUUCUCACCAGAGGUUACAUAACAAACAGACACACACAGCAGUGUGAAAGUGUUGGCAAAACACUGACAAUCCUUCCAUGCAUAUUUUUUUUUUCACGAUUUUAUCAUCAUCCCCCAGAAUUUGAACAAAUCUGUUUAUAUCUGAUCCUAUUUGCUGGUCUUAGUGAAGCGUAUUUCUAGGGCACCUUUUGUUCGCAGGCCUACUUCUCAGCUCUCUGUAGUGAAAAGGAUGCUAUUGUAGACCGUAUCAGUGGGAAAUUCUGAGCAACACCCCUGAUAAAAAAACAAAGUCUGGAGCUGUUUUCCUUUGAAAGCCAUCAAGGGUUUGAUAUAAAAGAAAAUAAGCAGAAUAUUUCCUUCUAUUCACACUCAAAUAAGCUUUCUAGGAGGAGGUAUCAGAUUCAGAGGAGGCAGACCUUGUCCCUGUGCGUCCUUUCUGCAGUGAUAUGUACACAUAUGCAUAAUGGACUGUAAACAAGGGGAUAACUUCUGCACGCAAAGUAGUCAUCUUUUUUUCACAAGAUAAUAACUUUGGCAUAUUCAUAACCUUGAGUGCAUAAGAUAGAAACUUUCUCCCACAAGGAAACUAGUUUGUGCAUGUCGCUACCUGAUUCGUCCCGGAAACCCGAUUUGUACUGCGCAUGUGCGAAACGUAUGUCACUUCCUUGACUAACCAUCUUUGCGGCAGCUCAGCAAUUCUUUGCCCUUCAUGGUUUGCAACAGUCGACAUUGUUGAAAUUGAAACGCUGUAUAAAAACGCUGAAAUUCAUCGUCCAUAAUGUGUAAGUCAGAGAACCAUAAUUUUGACCAGGUGGCGGCGCUCUCUGUGGGACAAAAGGUGUCACCGUGCUGGGCAGAAGAUCCGGCGAAUGCCUCGGCAUUAGCUCUGGAGCCUCCUGCUACCUAGCCUGUCACAUCGCCAGCUGGUUUCUGAAUCCGAUCGGUAGUUUAGAUAAAGUUCUUAAGGUGACGUAAAUUUGCACUUGCGCAGUAUGGAUCAGAUAGGUAGCAAAAGUCACAACUAACUGCUGUAAAAUGCAUUGAAAUACUAGGAGAGGAAAUGACGUACGUUUCACACAUGCGCAGUAAAAAUCGGGUUUCUCGGACAGAUCGGGUAGCGACAGUGCACACAAGAAAAGUUAUUCCUACAUAACAAUAAUCAUGUCCACAUAAGAUAAAAAUGACAGCCUUUGUUGGUACUUAAGGCUCUCUGUAGGAAAAGAAUAGAUUUUAGUUCUGGUGUCACCUUGAUCAAAGUUAUCCAAAGUGUUUUAGUUCACAACUUGAAUAUGUGUCAUCAAAAUACGUGUCAUGCACCUUCAGUCGUAGGAGUCCAAAGCACCUGCUGUCGCAAACACAAUGAGACGUGCAGGAGGACAGAUAAGGAUUUAGAUUCUGCUUACUGUUGUGAUCCUGUGAUAAGAGGAUAGCACAUUUUGCAGAUGUCGGCACAGUUACCGCUGCACAACAUCCCACUGACGUGUCUUCUUCUAAACAGAAGGGAGCAAGUUAAACGUAGGGUGAAACUUUGAGUCUGAUUUAAUCAUUUUAAUAUGUCAACAGUUUAUCUCUCCCUCAUUGCUUAAUGCACCCACCCCCCAAACACACACACACACACACACACACACACACACACACACAACUCAAGGUAGCCAUGUUUUCUGACGGUUUAUCUAAAGAACUGGGAGUACAGCCAACGCCUCAUAUCAGAGGAAGCACUGCCUAACAACAGCUGUGAAAGUCCUCUCUUCCCUCCCCGCCUCCCUCCCUCCUCCCUCUUUCUCCUCCUCUCAUUUUCUCUUCCUCAUUUUUGCAUUUUCCUGUUUUGGUGUUUGGUGGCUCUCUGCUCAGCUCAGUCUCUGAUACAAAGCGAGGGGGCUGUCCUCAGGGCGGCGGUGCCCAGACACACACGCAGUAUCUGGUGAACUGAUGAAAGGCGAUCCCUUGGAUGCUUGUUAUCGCACUAAUUUGCGUGUCUGUCUCGUCCAUUGUUUGGCAACUUUGUCUUGACUGUGUUUUUCUUCUCUUCUUGCAGACACAUGGCUUUCAUAGCAGAGCUUUAAUAGACAUCAAAACAACUAAAAAUAUUGUCAAUAUCCCUGAGUCACAUUAUUACACACUCAUUUUACCAAAAUGCAGGAAAUAUUACACAAGAUGUGGUUUGCCGUAUCUUCUUGCUAAAGGAAACGUGCAUAUCUUGCAGUAUCUCCUUGAGUUCAAGAGGCAUGUUAAGAAAAGUUUUUUGUCUUUAACAAAAGUCAUGUGUGGUUUAUCUUCUGAUCUAUGUUCUGUCACACAUGUGUAAACAGAAAAGCCCAUAUUUGUUUUUGUCGUCAAAGCAGUCAAAGAAAAAAAGUACCCACAAGUUGCUGCAGGUGUGUAACUUCGUAUAUGCCCUAUUUUCAGAACCAAAACAGACAGCAGCAUAUCCGUUUUCAACGCUUUUUGUCUUCUUUUUAACAGAGUAGAAAGGCAUGAUAGGGCAGAUAAAUUCAUUUUUUUCUCUCGAAGAAUACUGCCCUGAUCCAGUUCACUCACAGAACAAACACAAGCUCCUGAAUGUCUUGUGUAAUCAGACAUUUUACUGCUCCCCCCUGAUAUUUUGCAUCUAUAUGCAGCUCCGUUUUACAUGCUGACUUGUAAGCAGCUUUUCUUUUCGAUAAACACACACGUCAUGGCAGCAACACCUACGCUAGAAACGGGUAAGCGUGCACCAGACAACAACUUGCGUUAUGACGAGACAGGUCAGAGACAGGAUAAUAACCCUGAGGGAGGGUGAGGCUGUCCCAACGCAUGCCUGUCAGGUAGGAUUUACUGCUCAGAGACAGUGUGAACAGACAAGAAUAACAAUAGCUGCACGAGGAGGAGAAUUGCAGCUGAGCAGAAAAGUGAACAAUGUGCCCAAGGUGGCAGACAAGAUGUAAAAGUUACUCGGCCAUUUCAACCAAGAGUAAGCAGGACACAAAUAUUUACACUAUUUGAAAUAAUAUCUCUGUAUUCAAGAGGCACACUCUGUUUCUUUUGUGAUUAUAUGACAAUGUCCUUGUUGUAAAGGUUGGCAGCCACCUUGCAGGCGCCACACUGUGCGCCUUUCUCCGCAGCCGGGCUGUAAUUACAGUCGUACCAAGACAGAACACACCACAGUCAUUAUGAUGGUGUGAAGAGGACAAUCAGGCACAGGCUGGAAAACAAAGAUAAUGGGUUGCGGUUUAUAACUGUGGAUGUAUAUGUGUGUGUGUUUGUGCAUUGGGAGUGUGUGUAGAGGUCAGGAGUCAUGCAGCGGGUAUAAAAACAUGUGACAUACUUAACUUUUGGUUUACUUCUGCAAAAGUCUGAAACAGUUCCUGAAAAUAGCACGCACAAAUUCAAACAUGACUCACUCAUGGAUAUAUUUGAAGGAUAACAAAGUGUCACUUCUUGCGAUGGAAAUGUUAAGAAGGAAAUGCCCCAGAUUUGUUAUGAGUAUCCUAUCAAUCUGUCAGUCUUACUUCAAUUUGGCUUCGUACUUCAACUACACAGUCACAUGUAUAUUAUUGCUGUUCACUCAGCUCUAUGAAUGUAUUGAAAGAUGGACGUUUUUAUCACAGGUAAUAUAACAAUAAAGCUCCAGCUGCGUCAGACAAACAUGCUGGCAGAAACCUGCUGGAGUGCGCAGCACAAAGCCAAGCCUGGCAUAUUUUCCCUGUUUCAUGAUGCCCUGCGGCGAGCGCUUGAGCUUUUGCAGGUUGAAGCCAAAGACAACCGUGCAUCAGUAUUCUGCUCUAAAGAGUCAUGCAUUUGUGUUUGACCCCCUUGACCUCUCCCACUCUAAUAUCUUCUUUGGCUAGUUACAUUUCCUGGUUUGGGGAAUGAAUCUUGAAAUUUAUUACUCCCAGCAAAUAAACCUGCGUGUAUACAGAGCAUUUAAACUUUAACCCUAACGCACACCUUGCUGAGGCAAUGCAGUGCUUGUGGGAACCUUGUCAUAAAAAUGCCUGAACUCCUUGAUUUGAGUAUGAAGAUAAUGUGACACCUAACCGGCUCACAAACACUUCUUGCGUGGGCAAAUCUGGCCAUCUCCAAAACAAUAAAGGACUCUUACGCACUUCUUGUUGCAGCCAGGCCAGAUCUGAUUAGAGCUUUUACGUCAGAAGAUGUAAAGCGUAACGAACAUCUUCUAUUGCUAUUUCAAAAGACGCUGUUAUUUUGAUUGACGCCAGAGGAUAACAUUUCGAAAGGCAGUUUGCAGUUUUUCCCUGGCAGUCAGUUCAAACUAGUUUUAAUCCCUAAAUCUUAAAGAACAUUUUGUUGGUGAAGGAAAAACCCAGCAAAAAAAAUAAUCUUCAACCCCUGAAAGGUGACAGCAUGGUAAAAGAUCUCUCUAGUUGUGAUUUCUGUCCUGCCAAAGGCUGUAAAUCUACAAGUCCAUGCAGAGGUAAAAACACUGUGUGGUGCAUUUGCGUGCUUGUAAGUAUGCGAUCGUGUACGUGCUUUAUCUGCAUACAUCAGAUCUAGCUGCGUGCAUAUGCAUGACCAUUUUUUUGUAUGAAUGUUUUGAUGCACAUUGUCAGCAUGCAUACUGUAGGUGAGCAUGAAUAUCUUUAUGCUGUUUCCAUGCUUGGAUGCACACCUCCGCUUGCACAGGACCGUGUUUGUGUACCUGUGCGUUGUGUGCGUGCAAAACAGAUCUGAGUGUGCUCUCUGCUUUCAUAAGUGAACUUUGGACCCCUUGGGUACACGUUGGAGGCUGGCCAAUUCAGCCCACAUUGUUUACCCAAGCCUUUAUACAAUGACUGGGAUGGUAGAUCGUGUUUACUCGCUCUUCUGCGCAGCUUGGAGGCGAGGAAGAUGACAUCUCAGAAAGACAAUUUGUCUUGUGUACAUUGAACGACUCUGAGCUCAAGAGAGGUUUUCAAGUAGAAAUAUUUCCUGUUUGUGUCCCAGAGCAAGCUCGAACCUUUGCUGUCAGCCAGUCAUCCGCAACAAAAUCCCCCAAUUUAACAAGAAUAUUUUCUUUUUAUGAACGUAAAAGCCCAUCGAGCUAGAUGUAUUUUCAAGGAAGCAAAUAAAAUCUUCCUUCGGGCCCUUUUUGCAAUUCUGCAGUCAUUCAAAACCGUUUUGUUUGUGCAAAUUGCAAAGUAGUGGCACCAUUAGAGUGAAUUUUCAGCAACUGCAACAUAACUUACUCCCUCACUUCAAACAUUUGCAUUCAUUACAAAGCAGCAUGCUCAAUGAGCUGUGGCUGAGAAGUGUUUUUUUUCCAAGGAGAAUCCCUUUAGAAAAAGAGAGACUCAUUUGUUUAGUCACAAACACUUACUGCUCAAAGUACCCUGAAAAACCACACUGCUGGAAAAAGACAUCUGCAAACUUAGUGGGUACAAUGUCUCAUGAUAGUGUAGAUGCUCACAUUAUACGACUUUUUAAUGCACAUUUUAUUUUCUAUUUAAGGUAAAGAGACACUUCACAAUGCCUGAUUUUUCUUUCUGCUCCGGCAAUGAAACCAAAUACCCCGGAGUCAAGUUCUUAUCUGUUUUCUUUGUCCUCAACCCGGGUGCAUGUCUCUAAAUGGGCUGUGACAAAGAGGAGGGAAAAAAAAGCCCCAAAAUAACCAAUCAGGGCAGCUUGUAAGAUUUGCGUCUUUGCCUGAGGGACAGGCUCUCUGGCUUUUUGAAGGCAGGAUAGGCUGGGGUUCCUGUAAACUCCCAAACAACCUCAGCUCAGCACUACACUGAGUUUGAUAUCACAAAGUUCCCCGGUUUAUUCAGAUCGCACAGCCCCCUUUUGAUGCUGAUCCUUCCUCUGACUGAGCCACAUCCUGAAAUAGAGCCAUUUUGUUACACAAUUAAUCCUGUUGAACCGAUAUUAGUCAUAAACAACACAAAUGUUUUUUGAGCUCUGAGAGAUUUGCUUGAGCUUCAAAAUGCAGAGAGAACUCGAGACAUUGUAGGCUAAGACCUAGCUGUAAGAGUGAGCGUGUUAGCUGCCUGUCAGAGCGACAACAACAAAACAAAGUUCAAGUUACAAGAAACCAGAGGGUCAAGUGUCACGCAUGUGUUACACUCAUGAAACACAGAUAUACAGCAUAGCAUGAGGGCGGCGAAUGAAUGAUUUUUGCUUCAUUAGUUGCAUUACAUGUAUGCAUAUCCAAGGUUAGAUAAGGCUUACAUAAACAGCCUGUGCCCAGGGACACUGAAACGCUUACAUACCAGUGAUGUGGUACCCUAUAGAGUGUUGUGUAAUUGCAUCUUAUCAAUUAAGGCCGUUUCCCAGGCACCAUAGAUACCAUACAUUCAAGGCAGGUUCAGAUAUACAUCCAUACUGUAGCUAGAUCAACAACUAGAGAUGAAUUACAGAAAAAUCAAAGAUACCUUCACUAACUGAGCGUGUUUGCAGAACGAGACCAAAUGAUUUUACCCUCUUUAAAACUGAAGAAAGGUGUACUUUGGUAGAUUCUGGGAAAAUAUAUUGAUCAGGGUACAUAUCUUAAAGAACUCUGAAUGGAUUAGUGAUGAAAUGCACAUGAUCAGGUCAUGCAGAAAUAUACAGUGUUUCUGCAUGACCUGUGGUCUGAUUCAUAAGAAACAUUAACACAUCUGUAAUGUUGCUUGAAUGUGUGUAGUGCUGCUUGAACGCGUCCUACUGAAGUGUUUUUGCGCUCUAGUGUGAGUUGUUUACAUCGCGUUGCCAUGGCAACACGUAGCCAGCGAGUCAUCGAGAAACCGGAAGUUAUUGUGGGCAGAUUCGCGAGGUCCGUCAACUGUUCAGUUCUAAGCUCCUCUCGUUUCCUCCGUUUUCAUCCCUCUAGUCCAUGCAACGUCUCUAAGUGUUUAUACGUUGUUGUAUUGUUGUAUUAAGAUGAAGGUUGUAGUGAAGUGUAAUUAAGUUGUUAAAACGGCUAUGGCGCUAAUCGCUAAUGCUACACGAAGUUAGUUUCAUGUUUUUCGUUGCUAGCGGCAUUCUAGCUCGUUUGUGAUUAUAACGGUUAAAGCUAAUGUAGCUUAGCUCUACUGCUUGUCUGUGUGUAAGCCGUAACUCAUUGUUUUAUAUGUUCCUGUAUCAUUUCAGUUUCACAAGAUUCCUCAGUAAACUUGAAGAGGUGAAUCAACUGCAUCUGAGAGUUUAUUGGGGAGUGUUUAUACUGCUUGGAAGUAGCCCAUGACAACAUCUAUAUCACAAAAAAUGUUGUAUUACUUUAAUUUUAAUUUGAAAAACUGCAUUGUAAUUAACAUUUUGCAAUUCUCAUUAACUCCCCAGAAUUUCACAGUGAGAAAACAAAGUAAUAAGUGUGUUUACAGCUUCAAUGUAUUUGUUUCACAGUCUUCACAAGGGUGGCCAACAUCUGGAUAUACAAUUUAGUUGCUCUGUGUGGCCACCUUAAUUGCAUUUUCUCAUUAAAGUUCCUUCAAGUCUCCUUCUAUUAAACUAUACAACAUGUGAGCGUUUAAGACUAGGGCCCCCACAUCUGCUCUCCUGUCAUCUGUGUGAGCCUGUCCUCUGUCGGUGGGGAUCCUCGCCACAUAGACAGGCUGAAGAAACAUUGCGUACACUGUGUUCUCUCAGCCUUCAGCCCUCCUCUGUGUUUGCAGUGUGCAGAACUCUACUCCAGAGUUGAAUGGUUUUAAUUUGUGAUGCUAUUUGAAAGGAGGACUCGCUAAAUAUAUGUGAGUUUCCCUUUGAGAGGAAAUAAAAGAGGUCUGUGAAUGGUUAGCGCUCAAAUGUACGGCCUAAUUUAUGGGCAUAUUUACAUAUGAACACCACAUAGGUUGAUUUUGAACUGCACAGAUGCCGUUUGGAGCAAUCAAUCUGAGUUUACAAUCGUUUCAAGUUAAAACACACAUGGGGUGAGAAUCCUGUGGCGAGUUUUUGAGAACAAGUACAUUCAGUACCAGAGACAAGUGGGUCAGAUCCAGCUUCUUUUCUACUCCUGCUUUGAAUACUUCGACUAUGUCAGUUUGUAGCUGUAUGGCCUGGUAUUAUUGUUUAAGUCUUUUCAAAGGUGUGAAAUGCCCACACAUAAAAUCUGCAUACAUUACAGCCUCGUUUUUCACAAUACACUAGCUAUACUGUACACCCUCAGCAGAUCAUUUGUUUUAUUCUCCGAUCGCAAUAAGAUUUACAACUUUCACUCUGAGUCAGAGCGUGUGUGACAAGAGGAGAACUGAUUGAGUUAUGAUCUGACUCAUUCUUGUGGUCUUGUUGAAAGAGAAUAAGAGGAUUUAUUUGACUUGUAGAAAUUAGUGGAAGGUAGGUUGAUGAAACUUCCUCAGGCUAGAAAACCAAACUUCGGUCGUUAAUGUCUUCGACUCGUCGUCGGAAGACCUAAAGAAAGACUCAAAUCCUUUUAAAGUGAUUUCAAGAAGAAAGGAGGGAUAUGUUUGAAGUUUCCUCUCAAAAACUGGUUCAGGUGCUUCAGUUUUUUUUGAGGUUGAUACCAUUUCACCAGAGUGAUUGAUGAUCAUGCUUGGAGAGUAUUGCAAAGCCUUUCAAGGCAUCCAAGUGUGGAAAGACAAAGACAGGCCCAAAAGCUUUUUUUUUUAUAAAUGUACAAACCCUGGUGUGAAAAAGUUCCUGGGGGGGUAUUCAGUUAUACGAGGUAUGUCUUGUUGCUCUAAGUAUGCUUGGUUGGAAAUAUUUGCCGGUGCAUAUCAUCCAUGUACUUACUAAUUCUUCCUGUUAGUCACAGAUAUGGCUUUAACCUGACACUUCUUUUCCACUUUGGAGAUUUUUUAUGCCAGACCUUCACAAUAUGAACCGGUCAUUUAUGAUUUUAUACCCCUCAACUCAUAUUAAAUGUGGUCUUGGUGUUUGAAAGGUAUUCAAAAUUUUCAAUUUUCUGUUCAUUAUAAAAAAGUUUAGCUUGUUCUGAAAAUGUACAGAUGAGAAAUUGCAGGUAUCAAGUCAAUAUGAGUUAGGAGAAAAUGUAGCAAACAAAAAAGAAUGAUGCAUCUGCUGUAAGAAUUUCGCAGGUGAUCUUUUUCUGUUAUGUGAAAAGAAUACCUAAUGGCCACGUUCCUUUUACAAUGACCGCCAAUGACUCGUCUGGAGUCAUCCGUGGGAACGUAGUCAUUGCCCCGUCGUCAUCUCACAGGUGACAGCAGAUUAGCUUGAAGACUCAGCGGAGAAGCCUGCUGGAGUCUGUGGGAACAAUUCAGUGUUUAGAUGACACUGACAGAGAGAGUUAGUGGGAUGCCUGUCGUCCAGUUAAAUCCAGAUUGCGCUGAUGAGGCCAGACGUGUGAGAGCAAGCACGUCUGCAAGCGUGUGUCCAACCGCACACAUUGACAUACACACGAGCAAACAAAAACACAAGCUAGCGCACAAACACUCACCAGGUGGGGAGACUCUUCGAGGGCCUGGAUUCCUCCAGUGUCCCAGUUGCUGGUGACUUAGGUCACGCAGCUGCAAAGUCAAGCAGGCGACCCAUGGAUAGAGAAAAGAUAUAGAGGGUGGGAAGAUGGAUAGAAUGGAAAAAAGUAAGAAAUGUAAGAGGGAACUGGGAUUUUAUAACUGGCAAGAGCUAGAGAGCAAUGAAAGAAACUUCUUAUUCCGUUUCAUUCAUCAAGCAAAGACUUCACUUUUUUAUGCCUCAUCUUCCAGGACAAAACUGUGUCUUUUAAACAUCCAAGUAUUUGAACCUGAAACGUUGUGUCUUGAUGUGGCGCAUAUGCUUGUCAACACAUGUAUCUGAUAUUGUUGAUUAUUAAGUCAGUGCAAAGAAAAAAAGUUGUCUCUUCUUCCUCAAAACAAUAGCUAACACACCAAUGAAAUACUUUUGCGCAAGCUGUUUGACAGGGACAGUGAAGAACAGUGCACUGCUGACUAACGGUGAACUAAAGUCAAAGCUUGUAAAAUGUGUAAACCAGCAGUGUUUUCCAAUUACACACCGUCCUUUUGGCAGAAAUUAAGGUCUGGAACAUUAAAAACUGUCGAAGCACAACAUGAAAAAAGUUUCAUGAUAAAAAGUAGGUUUUUUCUGUCAUUGUGUGGUUAACCGAGGUCACCAGAAGGCGUAGCAUGCCACGCUGCAGGUUUUAACCUGUUUCCAGCCGUUUUUCUUGUUUCAUUGGUUCCUCCCCAGACUAAUUACGAUGACAACAAUAUUACAGGAUUAAAUACUGACGUUGUCAGCUAAAAUAAAAGAUCUGUUAUUCAACACACCAGUUGGCAGAGGUUGGUGUUGAUGGUCUAGAAUAUUGAAGACGUUAAAAAAGUAGCAUUGUGAUUCUGGACUCCUCUUUUUUAAGAGAAUCUGAAUCACGUCAGUACUUCUAAUGAUUCUUGUAGCUCUGAUUGAUUCUUUUUCCACUGACUGAUAACCUCAGGAAUCUGUUUUUGGCACUGACGUCUUCUCUUGUUUGGCCUCUUGAUAAACUCCAGCAGACUGUUUACUGUCUUUAUCUUUCAAACAAUGGCGGGGGUUAGUCUGGAAAGAUGAUCCAAUUCUCUCAUUUAACAGAUUUAUUUACUUACACCACAGAUGCUGCCAAACGUCUCUUUAAAUGCAUCUCUGAAUAUAUGAUUCCACCAGCCCCAUUUUCCUGAUGACUUAUUGAUGUGAAGAUUGUAGCUGAAUGGAUGACCCAGUUUGCAAUUAAAGUCAAACCUGCCAACUUAGAGCUGGUAGUGUUGCAAAUUUCCUUGGAAUGAGUCCAUGUGAAUCAAUCAGCUCCACAGCUCAUACAGAAGAUCCCCAUUUCUCAGCGUUUCGACUCUCCUGUGAUGGAUUUCGGCACAGUAUGUACCCAUUGGCAUUCAGGAGCUUUAGACAACUUAAAUCAGACACAGAUACACAGAUCUACACCUACUACAGCAGCUUACAGCUACAGUACUCUACAGAAACAUAGACGGAUGAAUACAGACAGAUGGCAGUGAACUCUGUAACCUUUUGUCCUGGGACACGAUCCAACCGACAGUGUGUUUAUCCCAGGUGCCAUGCAAAGUGGCAGCCAUCCAGGCUUUCAGGUGUAACUGUUUUUAUCCUGCGUUGGGUAAACACAACAUGUUUUGUUAGUAAAAGCCUUUCCAUUAUUUUUGGACUUAGGAUAUCAGAAUUGACUUUUCAAGUACCAGAGAAGAAGUAACGAGCAGCUCUUUCAUAAUGUCUGUGGUAAACUAGGUGACCCAUAACAAAUCCAAGGGUUACAACAUGGCAAACAACUAAGUCUGCUAUUUAACACUGCAUGGGCAAUUGAGUCUACAACCUUUGACCUUUAGCAGAGCAUCUACAGAGCCAUUAGUGCGAUCACUAAACCGCAUCCACACCCUGGAGUCUAAUCCCCUGUCUUUCUGAGUGUACAAUCUUGAGUGUGUGUUGCCAUGCGUACUCAUGUUUGCACCGAAACACAGAUGGGGAUCCUAUGGGCUGUGGGUUCGAACAUACCGUAAUUUCUGUGUUGGGGGGGUUUCUGGGGCUCACCAUACUCCAGUAUUCCCCUAAUGUAAGUUUACUUCUCCUGGUCUUGACUGGGUGUCAGUGUUUUCACAGUAAAUUUGUCUGGAACCAUUCUCCAAGUCACCACAAGGUAAAUCUUUACAUUAUAGCCUGGAGCUGCCUGACUUCUGCUGAAUCACAGCCUGGUCCCAGAUGCUGCAAAGUCCCUGAGCUUGUUAACUGCAAUAUACUGCACACAGUCCCAUUUACUGCUGUCCUGUUGUAAGCCAUCGGUUCCAGCGAAGGCCACUGUAAAUGAAGUGAUUAUUGCUUUGAAAAAAUACAACUAACUGUUGUAAUAAAAGGAAAGGCGAUAAAACCAACUUAUGCAUUGUUAAAAGGAAAUCAAGUCAAGGUGAAGGAGCAGCAGUCCCCUCAGCCUUUUAAGAGGUAAUGAAGUUCAACAUGUCACCCAGCCAUUCGUAGCGGCUGCCUUUAGGGAGAAACUGGCAGAAAUAGUUUUGUAUUUUCUACCACAUUAAAAAAAAUCAUAAUUAAGAUGUUCCUUGAGCUAAGUGUAGGCUGUUAAAAAGUUGAUCCUUUGGCGCUGGUAACUAACAUUUAGCCGAACCUCUCAACUCUGGAGCUGACAUGGUGCCGGAACUUCUAAAGCCUCAAACAGUUACAUAAUCGGACUGUAGGAGCCCGCUGUUGCUGCGAUUCUACAGGUACAAAAUUUCAAUUUCUCCCUCACUCUGGAAAUUCAAUCAUAUAAGUCACUGUUGAUGAAGCCCAUAAUAAGACAUUGAAUCACCUCUUAUUUUUGUAAUUCCUCAUUCCCGUACAUGUCUAUAAGUGUAACCAGCCCUCCAUCUGUGCAGACAAUACUGGUCAGUUUAGCAAAAAAGAUAAUUAAAGACGUGUAGUUACAUGUGUGAUGCUAAAAAAAAAACAGAGAGUCAGAAAAAGCUGUGAUGAACUGUGCAGAAACACGAACAUCCAGAGGAGUCUCUUAACCUCUGAAGUUUGAACGUUUUGGCAGCUAUGGUGUCUGAAACUUGAGGUAAGAUAAAGAAAAUUCAAAAUAAAAAUCAAACAUUUUUUAAUAUCUUAUUAGUGCACAUAUUGUAUAUUUGAAAAACAAUCCAAUGUUGUUUUGGGAGGUUAGACCUCAAGAAUAAUUGGAAGAAAAAAAACAUUGGAUGAUUUUGCAUGACUAAGCUAAAUUAGAAAGGAUUAAAUGUUCUCAGUUUGAAAUUGCUCUGGAUUUAUUGGGUGUAAACGCAUUCAAAACAAGCCCUCAGUUCCCUCUCACGAUUCUGCACAGGGCUGGUCAGACACAGAUUAACCAAAGAACCAUGCGAAUAACCCUAAAUUGUAAUUGUGAACAGGGAUUGCCAAAGUGAACCUGAAAUUCCAGUAAAACAAAGUAUAUACUUGACCAAAUGUAAGAGAAAUAAAUAUUCCUGUAAACUCCAUUUGACAAUGAAUAGUUGAAUAUAUUUGUCGUGAAAAACAACAUGCAGAAACUGGUUUGAGAUAGCUUCCUGUUACAUAACACCGCAGUGUCAGAGUAUCUCAAUCCAGACACAUUAUCCAGUGUCACCAUUAGCAGGAAAAGGAUUAACUAAAGACAGAGGUGUGAGACAUUAACGCAGACCUGUCAGACUAGAAGCCUCCUGCAAUUAAUCAUUACGAGGGCAGUUUACCUUUGGUGUUACACCUUUCUUGCAGCAAAAGUACUGCAAACACUAAUGCAUUCAUUACAAGCCCGCUGACAAGGAGGAUUACCCAAACUGAUGAACAUGAACGGCACACAAGGAAUCUGAAUUGUUACAUAAAAAGCCACUGAGCUAAUUUGUCUGUCUCAGCAUGAUUUUGCUUGCAAAUCAUAGGUGGUUGUGCAACAAUUUCUCCAUAGUCUGUUUUUUGUUUGUUUUUUAGCUGUUCGGCGUGACUGCAGUCAUCUAAGGUUCAUUAAUCAUGAUUUAAGUUUUGCAUCAUGAAUUUGAAUUGUAUUCCUUUCACAAACACCUAGAGAGGGUUCUUUUCAUUCGUCUGAGUGUAUAGUGAUGAAACAAGUGGAAUCAUUUGGCAGGAAAACGUCCUCUUCAUUGUGACUCUGGAACCAGCGUGUACCGCUGGACUAGAAACACAUCAUACAAGUGCCAGUCUGUGCGUGGCACUCACAGUUAUGGCUGUAUAUCCAGAAGUACUGCCUCAAUUGUCUCAUUGUGCGCUGAGAGCACAGUUGUUGGGAACAAACAGUAGACCAGGGAGCAAACGGUCUCAGAGCUCCUGCUUCUCUUCCACUUGGAAGCAAAUAUGGGACAGUCUCGCACACGUCCGGCUCAGGUUCCCCCUGUUGGGGCCAUGCCGCCCUCUCCCAGGACGCUGUGCGCCCUCCGUCUGGCGGAACCAUCCCCUCGAUUCUGCUGCCACUACCAGCACUUCAGCUAUCCUGAGAGAGCUAUGAGCUACACACCCCCUUACUCGCCGAGUUUUUUCAAGAAGCCUGAUCGGCGGUAAGUGGGUACUGGAGGUGGUCUCUGACUUUGCUGUGCAUGUGAGAGGAUGUUUUACGGUAAAUAAGUCAAAAACAGAUAUGAAUACUAGAGAUAGCUCCAUAGAAGAUGGAUGAUAGCUGCAGGGUGUUGCAGAUUGAGAGUCCGUUGAAAUAUAUUGGAUUUGAUUUUACAAGCACGGACCAAUUUGAGCUGCUUAUUAAGCUUUGAAUUGCUCUACAUAUCUUAUGAUGUAUUUAACGUGCAUCAUUGUCUGCUUUAUAAAAGCAGCUAAAGUGAUUGCAGUUGUUAGAUAACAAUGCCAAUUCUGCCAUCAUCCUCUGCAUGCAUUGCAUGUUUGGUUCAACCUUUCACACAGAGUAAUACGACACGCCUUUGGUAGGCAGAAAUUGACAUCCUGUUGGAUUUAUUGAAACCUCAUGAGAAAGACCAAGGCCGUGUACCUGGUUUAUAUUCAUAGCUGUGGAGUCUCAUAGGUGAUGUGAUAAUAAUGACCGCCUCUGGGUGUUCUGCUGUAUGUGGAGUGUUCAGUAUUCAUUAGAUGUAACCGGGCCUGUUGGCCACACUGACAGCUUCCUCUGAGACAGCUGCUGGCUGCAGCCUAUGGCAGAGCUGUGUGGUCUCAGACGAUACUCCCACGCAUGCUGUGUAUCGCUAAUUGUGAGUGUGUGGAUGAGAUGCGAAGAGCAUAAAAAGAAGAAAAUGUCAUCAAUGAGACAUUUCCCCACAGUGAUUGUGUUUUAGCUUGUGGAUUUCAUCACUACUAAUUCCAAUGAGCUGUUUGUGUUUGUCUUGAAUUUGGUAAUAACCAACCCCCAACUGCUGCUCCUAACAGAAGUCAUGUUUGGCGUCGUCUCAGCUUCAUUCUUCUUCAGCCAUUGGUUCAGAUGAAUCACAGUCUUAUAUAACGCCAUUGGCUGUAGCACACAGGACAUCUGAUGGAAAGCAUUGCCCAUGGCCUAGCUUAAGAGUGACUCACUGGCACGCCCCAAACAUGGUCAGGCAGCGUGAGUUUCACAGAAAUCUGAGCAAAUUUCUCUCUCCAAAAAGCAUCAUAAGCCAAUGGCUUUGGCUUAUGAUGCUGUUUGGAAACACUCAGAGUCCGUCUAAACUGGAAUCACUCAUGUUGUGAGUGCAUGUCUUUCACUUGUUAGGAUUUGUAUUGGAGCAGUUAUGGCACGAAGAAUAGAAGCACCAUAUUUAACACUCCCAUCAUCUACUUCUUUACUGUAUUUGACAGCAUAUUUUUACAGCACAGGAUGGCUCCCUGCUGCCUCUAGUUUCUAUCUGUACACUUCAGCUUUAGCCACAGGCAAUCAGAGUGCCCCCUCCCUUCCUCCUCCUCAAUUCUAAAUGGGACUAUCACAGCGGGACAAGGUAAUUCAGCAGCCCCUCAUCACCAGAACAGGGCCUGAUAUUAAACCUGGCAGCUGUACUGUCACUGCACGAAAUCUGAGACGACAGGCACUAUGGGUCCUAAUACCAAGCCAGUGUGCUUUCUGCUCGGCCUUGUUAGGCCUACCCAAAGUCAGCCUUUCCACACUAAUUGUUUUGUUACAUAACAGGACUCCUUUUCUCUAAAAAAAAGACUUUUGCUUACCAUGCAGAGAUCAAAUAAUUUAGGGACCUUUUUUCAUCUACUUUGAUGCACAUCAUCUUUUCCUGUGGGGUCUAGUCGGUACUUUGCAUAGAAAACCACCCCUGUAUUGUUAGUUUAGAAAUGUAUGGACUUCCUGGCUGCAACAACAAAUAUCAAUUUAUAAUAUGUAUACAGGCAAUAUUUAAUGGCUUCCAUUGUCUCGGAGAUUGUACAAACAUUUUGACUAGCCUGUUCUACGGGUCCUUUGUGUUUGAGCAGAAAAAUGAUGCAACAGAGGCUCUCUGAUUGAAAUUUAGUUCAGUUUUGAAUCAUAAUUACUGCAGCAAAGGUAUGAUAAUACGACAGCAGAGAGGUGCAGAGCAAUUACAUUACAGCUACUAAAACGUGCAUGGACUCCCUGGUGUAAACAAGGUCUAUUGCUCAAUAAAAGCCACAGUCAGUGCUCAAGGAGAUUGUUGUGGAAAAACACGCCAGAUAUGCUUUUUUUUCCCCCUCUGAGCUCAACUUCUACUGCAAAUUAUUACACUUUGCAGGAGGCCCAGAGCUGUUGCGUCACAUCUCAACACUGUACUUCAGAGGAUCAUGUGAAGUGCAAGAGGUCAAUGAACAGGGCUUUAGAGUCACACUGAUUCCUGUAUCUCCCUCCAAGAAGUGAACACAUAGUCUAUAUUAAGUAUACUCUGUAAAUAUUUGGUUAAUGAUCCACAUAGAUGAAGGAUAAUGUGGUUGGGUGGUUGUGCAAAUCAGAAUCCCGACAGGGAGAGUGUGUUCUCAUGUCUACACCCAGAAAGAGUCAUAAUUUCCCAACUCUUAAACUCGCCUUAGAUUUUUGACACAGUGUCAUUGGAUAGAAGUGAAAUCUGCCUGGUGCGGCUAUGGGGUUUGAGCCAAUCAGAAUCAACUAUUCAACACAGUAUGUAACUUACAUUUCAUGAAGUCUGUGUUUACUUGAAAUGUCCACGACUACCUUUUGUUGUUGUUGUUGUUCAGCCUGCACAUAAACAUUGCAUGUAAGCUACAACAGCAUGUGGCAUGUAGUCGAAGAAAAUAACAUACAUUCUGAGUGUCCUUGGAAAUUUUUCCAUACGUUUCCAAAAACAGGGAAAACAACCUAUAAGUGAUACACGAUAACGUCAGGAAGGGGCAUAUGGAAAAAUCCCAUAGCAGACUGUUUCCGGGAAGAAACCCCCUUGUCAUAAACACUCCACCAUGUGGGGCGCUGUAUUCUACAUUUUCACCACUAGAGGCCGGUAGAGUUCACACCUAAACAGAAAGGAAAGUUACCGGGACAGCACAUGGAAAAGUACCUGGGUAGAUAGUUCUGAAUAUCUGAAUGGAGCAGGACAUUCCGUCAAACCAUGUACUGUAACAAACAAUAAUAAGAUGAUGGGAACAUUAUGCUCCUGUUGUCAUUACUUAUCAAGUAAUGAGGGACAGCUUGUUGAUUUCACCGAUAUGUAAAGGUGACACUUGUUAAAUCAAGUUCACAAUGAAUGAACAGGCCUUUCUCAGUGAACAUAUUAGAGUGAAACUCAAAGGUCCAAAAUUGAAGUCAGUGAUUCACAUGAAAAUCAUAUGAAAUGCUAUAAACUGUCAAGAGCCACCUGUGGAAAUGAGCAGCACUAGCUCUGUUUACCUGCUGUGGUAGCGCUUGUUCCCUGGGUUUCAAUGUAGGUUGUUUCAGUGAAUACAGAUGUCAGUCUGUAGGUUAGGUAGGUUAGCUGCAAAGGCCAGAGAAGCAGAGGUUCAGAUAGAGGGCAGAAAAUGGUGCAUUCAAAUGCUCCCAGUUAAUGUGUUACGUAUAUUGUUUACUUGCAAUAAUGCACUUAGCAUACUUGUUCUACUUAUUGUUGCCCACAUUUCACUUUUUUAAAGAUUGGGUUAAGGUCUCAUAGUUUCAGUUAACUGCUGACAUUUAGUUGGCAAUCAGGGAUCCUUUAAAUGAAAAUAAAUCAAAUAACUGCAAAUGUGUUGUAAGGUCAAUCAAAUGUGUAACUUUUGGAGAGCAUAUCCACACAGUUCUUGUCAGCUUAAAGACUUACACAUUUUAUAAUAAUAAUAACUUAAUUGUAUGGAUAGAAAACUCUAGAAAAAUAGCAUUUUAAGGACGAUGGCUUCCCAGAAGAGGACAGAUAAGACAAAGGAAAAGAGGAUGGUAUCACAUCAUAAUCAAAACAGAUAUAUUAGAUGAGGGGCAGUGAGAUACAAAUAAGCAAACCCACAAAUAAAUGAUAUAACUAUAUAAACAAUGCCAAUAAAUGUGAUUAAUGACUGCCAAUAAUUGAAUCAGAAGAGAACUUGCAAACAAAUGGGUUGAAGAUAACAUAUAUAAGAGGGCAUUUAAGUUAAAUAAAUCAAGUUAAAGUGUUUGAAAAGUAAAAAAACAUAAAAGCAAGUCUGUAAACGUGAAUUUAGGCUCGUGUUGCGUUUUAUAGUAGUGGAUUGUAAAUUCUAUUGCAUAUAUUUUAUGGCUUUAUGUGUUAUCCGGAUCUUUAUUCUGCACUAAAGCAUCACACAACAACAAAAUAUACCAAGUUGUAAAGUCAGUUUCCCAACAUUUGACGAGCAAUAAACAACUACUCCCGAGUAGUCACUCCCGAGUUUAUUACGGGUGUCCUGCGUGACCAAGUGUGCUGUUGUAAUAUUCCUGUGUUGUGUUAAAAGUAAAACUGAAUGUUUUGUUCAGCUAACUGCAGUAUUUCCUGGGGCACAUGAACGCACCAUAGAAUCUGACCCGCUAGCUCAUUUGAAUAAUUUAUGCACGCGUCAGAUUGCGUCAGAGUGGGGCCAUAUAAAACGCCGCUGAAGGCAGAAAUAGCAUCAGACAGUCGCUCGUUCAAACCGGCGAAGCUUCAACAACACAGACCGACACAGCACUUCGCGCAAGCAACUACCGCGUUAGUGCAUCGCUACCGAACAAGACGAAACAAAUCCGGAUUUUAUACUCGGUGAACAAACAGUCGCAAACGUGGCGAGAAGUGUAAUUCAUACGAGUGUGAUCCUGAACAUGAGCACGGAGAUGUUCGCCAAAACACCAAUGGAGGUUGCCGUCUACCAGUUGCAUAACUUUUCCAUCUCUUUCUUCUCCUCGUUACUCGGAGGGGACGUUGUAUCGGUCAAACUUGACAACAGGUAAAUAUCCGACACCGACAGCAUGUGUUGAAAUGCAGAGUAAUCCUUAUUGCAUUCAGAUGAAGUCAAAAGCCUCAUGCAGGCCCACAAAUAGGCUAUUGCACUAUUCUCUCAAACUUGACGCUUCCGUGCUCUAUAUCUGUAUUUUUUUUUUCUUAUACUAGAUUUUGCUAUGAUUCUCUCUGAUUUUGCCUGAUUUGGACUUUGCACAGUUAUCUGCCUGUGUGUCUGUAACACUUGGAAUUUCCUCCUACACCCAUGCGCUCGUUACACAAUAACCUACAUAAAAAAAAAUCUCUAAUCUCGUUGUCAGAGUAAUCCCUGAGUUUAUAGGCCCACACCACAAAAUAGAACUAGAUAACAGCUGGGUCAACUGUUUUGCUUUCUGUUCUUGCAAGCUUUCUGUUUCACUGCUAUUGUGUAACAGAUUUGUGAUUUUGGAAAGUACCUUUUGUUGGGAUUAUAAGAUUUGAGAUGAAAUUUGCAGCCCUUGUGAUGUUGAACUGUCAAUUAAUGGCCUAUUUUUCUUGUGUCUUGCAGUGCCUCUGGUGCUAGCGUUGUGGCCAUCGACAACAAGAUUGAACAGGCCAUGGUAAGCCCUGAUAACAAACACAACACAAAGACAUCAGUACACCUUACACUGUCAUAACCACACAAGUUGCAUGGCACCUUAACAACAUAAUUAUUAUUAAAGAAUCAAUGUUUGGAUACUCCCUAAAUGUCAGCAAUGGAGAAUACUGUUCAGAAUGAAAAUAACAAAGUAUCUAGCUAUGUAAUAGAGGAUCCAUGUUGCUUUUCAUUUUCUCAAACUGAGACCCUUAAGAUGGUCUCUUUAAGUACGAGUACAAAUGCAAUUGAUCGGGACCACAGACCUCCAAAAGUACAGUAGUGCGCAUGCAUUCAGCCCAAAACCAGCUCUGAGUGAAUAUCGCAGAAGUCCCUGUUACGUAAACGCAGUGCACGCUACAGUGCUGCUAUGUGCAUGUGAUAAGAGAACAAGUGAAUGAGAUAUGAACAGGAAGUCAAAAAAGAACAGAGUGAAACACAAUUUAUGCAGGAUAUAUUUAGUGAAUAUCCACUUUGGUGAAAGUUUAUGAGUGAAUACUUGAAUCUUGGUACAUAAAUGAGCUGAAAUUUAAUAUAUUCUAUAACUUGCUAUGAAGUUUAGUCUUUCUUCCAGCACACACAACUAGUCAACCAGUAGAAGAGACUCCACAUCUUACCUGACCCCUCUCUCUUUCUUUGCUUUCACAGGACCUGGUGAAGAAUCACCUUAUGUACGCAGUGCGUGAGGAGGUGGAGAUCCUCAAAGAGCAGAUCAAGGAGCUGGCGGAGAAAAACAACCAGCUGGAGAGGGAGAACUACCUGCUGAAAAACCUGGCUAGUCCUGAGCAGCUAGAAAAGUUCCAGUCUCGCAUACCAGCGGACGUGCUGGACAAUCAGAGCUCCCAGCUGACCCAGGACCAGCACCAGAGCUGCAUCCACAGCACAGGCUCUGCUGUAUAAGUGGCUCUGCCUUGGGGCGGGCAGAGCCACUGUCUCCUACCAGUAAUGGACCUCCAGUUUGAACGCAAGCGUUACAAAUGUCGCCGCCAAAAACCUUCAACACUGAAGGUGAAGAUUGCGGCUGUAAAUGAUUGAUGGGACACAAAAAGAACUGUUGACACUGAUGAGCACAAAACAGAACUUAUAGACGCUCUGACUGGUGUGGUGUCAGGCCCGUCCUCAGACACCGUCCAACUCUUAGUCGUAGUCUCUGUGUAGACAAGAGCGCUGAGAAUAGAGAGCGGGCCGAUAAAGACACCGACGAGCGCUUGCUUUAAGACAUGCUUAAAUCUUCCAACAGCCACCCUUUCACUCAAGAGAGGGGUGUGAGGGGAUGUUGAUUGGGCUCGCCCUGCAGGUGCUGCCUAGGAGUGCAGGGUGGAUCACUCAGAAGAGACCCAUCUGAGACAGUCCGCCAUGAGAAAAACCCCGUCAUGUGGAUUUGUCCGAUCUCCAAAUACAACUUUUCCAAGGACUCUCAGUGACACAUUUCAGCCACAUAGCGAGGACUUUUCCUGUAUCUUUGACAUAUUGCUCAUGGUUCAUGUACAUUAAAGCGUAACACAAAUAAUCAACAGGAUAAGCUAAAGAAACAGGUCGAGCUCGGUGCAGUAUAGCCUUUUCAAGCUGGUGGACCGCCGCAGUAUCAGUACACUGACAUGAUUCAUAAAAUGUAAUCUCAUGUUGUCUGCUGUUGGGGCUUGCUGCUUAUGGGGGAAGUUAAUCCUGCUAUAUCUUCUGUUUUUUUGUAAGUGAUCCUGAACAAAAAUCUGCUGUUUGUAAAAAAAUAGGAGCAUUGUUCAAUGGUCUUAAGAGAAUUAUUUUGUAAUUAAGAGGGGCAACAUGUCCGCCCUCCAGUUUGCCAGAUUUUCUCAGAGUUAAACAUGACGAAAUUGUACAUAAAACGUCCAAUGUGGAGAAGGUGAGCCAGCGUUUAAUGCUGCAGUUGCACUCCUGAUUUUAGCAUCACCCUCCAGUAUCUGGUCCAUUGUCCUGCUCAGAUGCCAAGUAGUAAGAACAAUGGCAUGACAACAGUGCCUGUCCAUGAAAAGAAAGGAACACAUUUCCACACUGAGCUCAGCUGUUGUUGUUGUCCUCUAGCUACCAAAGACUUUUGCCUUUUGUUAUUUUCUCACAACAACUGAAGCCAAGCAAACCAGGACCAUGUGUAAAAGAGUUCACAGGGAGAAGUCUUGUUUGUAGCUAGAGCUAACGUUUCUAUGUUUUUGUAAAGAUAACGGUAUUGUUGCUGUAAUGUAUCCUUGUUCACUAUGGUUUUUGGAUACGACUGCACAUUUGCAAUAAACCUUAUGUUUACAGAAUACAACACACU